Lachancea fermentati is the source of this 1503-nucleotide messenger RNA. NCBI's taxonomy places the organism in Eukaryota, Fungi, Ascomycota, Saccharomycetes, Saccharomycetales, Saccharomycetaceae. The record is from the annotation of a GenBank genome assembly.
AUGGUCGUUGAGGAUCAAGAUAGCGAAGUCAGCCAAUUAACCUUCAGUUUUGGAGAGCUUGAAUUGCGCGAUUCGAAUACAGGUCCAAAGGAAACCCAAAAUGAGAAGCAGUAUCACCAAAAUCAAAUACAGGGUCCGUUUGUCCCUAAUCCGCUCCAAGGAUUGGUUCCACAAGAAAUUUGUUCACUGGCGUUGCAAGAGAAGGAGAAUAUGCAAGAGACGUCGCAGAGUAGUGGUGAUCUGAGAUCGGCGUCCGUUAUCGAUGACAGUGUCACAGAGGCACGUAGCGCUAGUGAGACUGUUUUUGCUAAGUUAAAGAACGAAAACUAUCAUUUAAGGCUCGAGCUCACGCAGAAGGCCCAGGAGGUCGAAGGCCUUCAGCAGAAAUUGCAACAUUUCACAGAGGACCCGAAAAGUAAAUCGCUUGCCAUGCCGCCGAAACUCGGGCCCUAUCGCGUCUCGAGAGCUGCUCAUCCGAAUUUGUCCCCAACACGGCUCUCGAUCGAGAAUGCUUCAGACGUCGACAUUGCUACCCAUUUUUCAGAGUCUCCCUACAAGAGCCGAUCAUCCUCGCGUCAGAAACCCAUCUCUACCACUAGCUCAGAAUUUGCCCAAGUGCAUAGCAGACAAAAGCUUCUCCUAUACUCCAUAGUACCUUACGUUGAAAGAACAAUCGAUGCGUUCCAAUGUAGUGAAGUUUUUGGAGACGAUGCAAAGGAUUCCAGGGAAAAGUUUCAAGCCUUUAUGAGUGUGGACAUAUCUUGGGAACAAAAAAUCAAACUCAUGGCGGAAGUUCUCGAUGAUUUGAUAUACUUACAAAGACAAUGCAUUGCUUUACUUAAUCGCGAGCUGCAAGUUAAAAAAGUGUCAUCCCAGCUCGAAUUUCUUUUCACGGUUUUCCUGGACCCUGAUGAGUACGGGAUCAUGAAACAGGAACAUGUCAGCAAGCUCAAAAAGGAAAUGAUGGAUAUACUAGUCAACUUAUUUGACUACGACGUUGACAACAGCAAAUCCCACACAACAGAAGCUUCUUCCAAUGAAUUGCUUCAAAAGCUCAAAAAACGUGACAAAACAGAUCCUCUUUACAAAGUCAAAAAGACUCAAAAGAUCCAAACAGGUCUUGAUAUCUGUACCGAUGCUUUGCAAAAGUAUUCUGCGCUUCAAUUUCAAAAUCUCAAGAAACAAAGCAGGCAGUCAGAGAACACCUCCCCCAUUGUACUUGAGCCCAAUGACUCGAGGAGAAGGAAAAAAUCUUUGGAGUUUAUUCCAAUAGGUUAUGACGAGGCAAUGCUUGCUGAUACUCCACCAAAAAACGUUUCAAAGAGACAAUUGCAGCUGAAAAGCAAAUCCUCGCAUGCGUCGAUGCUGCACAGGCUUAAACAAGAAGGCCAGGUUGAGAAUGAUCCUUUACAAUUGUUUUUCUCGGAAUUUUUGGAUGACGCCGCAAGUUGUAUGAACGUGGAUAAAGCCAAGUCCACGGUGCCUAGUUACACCAAUAUUUAG